This is a messenger RNA of Carica papaya (papaya), 1175 nucleotides long. It is a transcript of the gene CLH2, whose product is annotated as chlorophyllase 2. Gene Ontology annotation, molecular function: chlorophyllase activity. The record is from RefSeq and is a predicted model, not a curated record. Gene Ontology annotation, biological process: chlorophyll catabolic process. Lineage: Eukaryota; Viridiplantae; Streptophyta; Magnoliopsida; Brassicales; Caricaceae.
GCUCUGCCAACCAGAAGCCACACGCAUUAACUUAUCCAAGAUUAGCACUUUUGAAUGAAAAAGCUCAAUACAAAAAUCAUGGCUUUUGCUUCUUCCUCUUCAGCGAUUUCUUCUGUAGCAAAUGUUUUUAGGGAUGGAAGCUACACAACCAUGCUUCAAACAGUUGACCAGUCAAGCACAUCCACCAUUUAUCCUUCUCCACCUCCAAAGCCCCUCUUGAUUGCUUUGCCCUGUGUAGCGGGAGAGUUCCCAGUUCUGAUUUUGCUCCACGGUUAUCUUCUCUAUAACUCAUUCUACUCACAGCUCAUGCAACAUGUUGCUUCUCAUGGUUUUAUUGUCCUUGCUCCUCAGUUAUACGAGAUGGCUGGACCAGAUUCAACUGAUGAGAUAAAAUCUACUGCUGCAAUAACAAACUGGUUAUCGGAAGGACUCCAAGGAUUCCUCCCAGCAAAUGUUAGGCCAAAUCUCAGCAAGCUUGGACUAGCUGGCCAUAGCCGUGGAGGCAAAACUGCGUUUGGUUUAGCUCUUCGAAAAGCAGCAACUAAGCUGAAGUUUUCGGCCUUAAUAGGCAUAGACCCAGUUGAUGGAAUGGACAAAGGGAAACAAACCCCUCCACCGGUGCUCACCUACAUUCCUCACUCAUUUGAUCUUGAUAUGGGGGUGAUGGUUAUUGGUUCAGGCUUAGGUGAAGUGAAAAGGAAUCCUCUUUUCCCUCCUUGUGCUCCUAAAGGAGUUAAUCACGAAGACUUCUUUAAUGAAUGUAGAAAACCAGCUUGUUAUUUUGUGGUUAAGAACUAUGGUCAUCUUGAUAUGCUUGAUGAUGAAACCAAGGGGAUUAGAGGGAAAGCUACUUACUGUUUGUGCAAGAAUGGAAAGUGCAGGGAACCAAUGAGAAGUUUUGUAGGAGGAAUAGUUGUUGCUUUUUUGAAAGCUUAUCUGGGUGGUGAUAGUAGCCACUUAAUGGCCGUGAGAGAUGGGCAUGAAGCUGCACCUGUGGAGCUUCAAACUGUUCAAUUUCUUGAGUGAAAAUCAAUGAGUAACACAUAUGAGUGGCUAGAUAAUACAUAACGUGGCUGUAGAUGACUUUAAUUUAUUACCAACAUAAAUUCGGGUGAAAUGAAUAUUUUGUGCUGGUUAGAAUUUUUUAAUUGGAAUCGUCGAAAUGGGUUAAAAUA